This is a messenger RNA of Hevea brasiliensis (rubber tree), 1052 nucleotides long. RefSeq names its product ADP-ribosylation factor-like protein 8a. Bases 330 to 878 code for a protein of 182 amino acids. Gene Ontology annotation, biological process: protein transport. Gene Ontology annotation, molecular function: GTPase activity; GTP binding. Lineage: Eukaryota; Viridiplantae; Streptophyta; Magnoliopsida; Malpighiales; Euphorbiaceae. The record is from RefSeq and is a predicted model, not a curated record. The transcript is spliced from 8 exons.
ACGGUUGAUCAUUGGAUUUUGUACAGUCGCUGUUGAACGAAUACGGUAAAUAUCAGUAGCGAGAGAGCCAGCCAAACGGAAUGGAGGAAGAGCGUUCUUCACACACAGGUCAAAUUCAAAGGUAGAGAGAUAGAGGGAGAGGCGAGACGUCCCUCCGUUUCUUUAAUUUUUUUUUAUUGCAAAAUAAAAGAUUUGCUAGAUCUCUAUUCUGAUAUCUCUGAGCAUCGAUGGGUUUUUGGGAAGCUUUUCUCAAUUGGCUUCGCAGGCAAUGGCUGUGGUGAGAUUUUGUGAUUGCAUCCGGUACUUGAGAUGCUUACAUAACCAGACAGAUGCUUGCCUUGAUUAAGAAUUUCAUGCAGAGCCUCUUUUUCAAGCAGGAGAUGGAGCUGUCUUUGAUUGGACUUCAGAAUGCUGGAAAGACUUCUCUUGUAAAUGUUGUUGCAACUGGUGGAUAUAGUGAAGAUAUGAUUCCUACGGUAGGAUUCAACAUGAAAAAAGUAACAAAGGGGAAUGUCACAAUAAAGUUAUGGGAUCUUGGGGGUCAACCUAGAUUCCGCAGUAUGUGGGAGCGGUAUUGUCGUGCAGUUUCUGCCAUUGUUUAUGUGGUUGAUGCUGCUGAUCCUGAUAAUCUGAGCAUCUCAAAAAGCGAACUUCAUGAUUUGUUAAGCAAACCAUCAUUGAUUGGGAUCCCAUUGUUGGUGCUAGGGAACAAGAUUGACAAACCAGGAGCUCUGUCAAAGCAGGCUUUGACUGAUGCAAUGGAUUUGAAGUCGAUUACUGAUAGAGAAGUUUGCUGCUUCAUGAUCUCUUGCAAGAACUCAACCAACAUAGAUUCUGUUAUUGAUUGGCUUGUAAAGCACUCAAAGUCGAAGAGCUAAGUUGUUUUGUGUGUUGUAAUUUAAUGGCCCAUGUGAUGGCCAUUGAUUCUGAGUUUUGCUCAUCUAACUUCCUAUCGCUAUUGUUUAAUUAGUCUUCCUUUCUUCUGAGCUGUUUUGUACUGUAUAUUAGAUGAUACUCUUUCUAUUCAAGCAUGCCUGGGUAUUCAUGUCUUC